CUUAUCAUUACGCCGGUUUCUGCACCUGCUGCGCCUGAAAAUGCGCGCACUCCCGUGAUUCACGCACCUGCUCCACCCGUUUACGCGCCUGCUCCAAUUGCUUUCUCGUCUGUUACUCCGCUUUCUCGCGCUCCUGAACCACCGGCCAAUGCACCUGCUGCUCAAUCGCACGUGAAUCUUGCCCCAUCCUUCACACCUGUUCCGCCGACCUUUUCUCCUGCGUCCUUGUCGACUGCACCUGCCCCAUUGGCCCACAUACCUGUUCUUUCGCCAAAUGCGCCUGCACCAACGGUCGCGUUGAACCCAUCUUCUACUCUACCUGCUGCUGCUACUUGGCAAACACCUCCCAACAACAACGUCCUCACCUUCACCUCGUUUGCGGGCCUGUUGACAACCACGGCUCCUACCUUUUAUCCCUCGGCAUCAACACUUGCUCCCUCACCUCUGUUGUCUUUGAUGAACGCCUCCGAUCCUAUCGCUGUCUUGCCUGUUGCUUCGACAUACUAUUCUGGCGUGACAACAAUUGCGGUCGCACCCACUUCUACCAUGGCAUCGAUAACACAACCAGUCCUAACAACUCCUGUUGAUCGAGCUACUCCACUGGCUCCUUCAGCUACGUCAACCAGCGCACGAGAGCAGGAGACGAGCGCAACAUCUGCAGCACAUGCGUCCUUUCCGCUGUCCUCAUCGUCAUCGACGACCGUCAGCUCGGAUGAGUCGACCAUUUCUGAUCAAAAGACAAAUACAAAGGAAACCACUACGACCUCGACUACAACAGAUGUCACGAUCUCGACAACGACUACGACGCGUGGAGAUACUACGCACACGACGACGUCUAUCGGAUCCGACGGCACCACUACAGUCUUGACCCAGUACCCGACCUCAACCACGAACCGGACUCAUUCCUCUACAAGCACCUCUGGGGCGCAGCCAUUGUGUGCACGGGGUCACUUCCUGUCGAGAUCAAAUACUGAAUCCGUGGUGGAAUACCUUAUCAAUCUCUUGAUUUUGAACCUCAGAUCCUUCAUGACGCUCGCUGCAAUGCUGGGAGCCAUGUUCCUUCCAGCUGCCGUGCUUUUAAUGCGGUAGAUUACUUUAUGGGUUUUUUUCUUUACGAAUAUCGGGAUUUGACCCUGAUGUGGCCGCGUACAACCAGAAAGGCCGUAUAGUGCAAUGUUGCACUGGACAAAUAAAACCAGUAUUUUGUUCAACUGAGUAGAUGACA
This is a messenger RNA of Gamsiella multidivaricata, 1225 nucleotides long. RefSeq lists its product as uncharacterized. The transcript has a single exon. NCBI's taxonomy places the organism in Eukaryota, Fungi, Mortierellomycota, Mortierellomycetes, Mortierellales, Mortierellaceae. The record is from RefSeq and is a predicted model, not a curated record. Bases 457 to 1089 code for a protein of 210 amino acids.